Cylicostephanus goldi is the source of this 609-nucleotide messenger RNA. Lineage: Eukaryota; Metazoa; Nematoda; Chromadorea; Rhabditida; Strongylidae. The record is from the annotation of a GenBank genome assembly.
CCACUCUUCGACAACGAAGCUCAAGCACAUAAUUUUCUUGGUCUUCUUGAUGCUAUUUUUAUGAUCGCUUAUGCUGCGGGGCUAUUCUUCUGGGGAUGGUUGGGCGACCGAUCGAAUCCUAAAUACGUAAUCGUCAUUGGUAUGAUAGGAUCGGCUAUCACGAUGACGCUGUUUGGAGCAUUGCCAAAAUGGGCUAAAUUGUACAAUGUUCCUUAUUUUGUCUUAACCUAUACUUUAUUCGGAUUUGUGCAAGCAUGUGGUUGGCCGAGUGAAAUUGCUAUCAUGGCCAACUGGUUUGGCAAAGCCAAUCGUGGUUUUAUCAUGGGUAUGUGGGCAUCAUGUCAGCCUCUCGGUAACGUUUUUGGAUCCGAAUUCGUUUCUCUCAUGGCACCGAUGGGUUACGAGUUUGCAUUCAUUUAUGGCGCUAUUCUUAUGGUCGCUGGUGCUGUGAUUGUAAUGUUAACCAUUAGAGUGAAACCCAAGGAAUCACACUUGGUUACAGAGGAAAGUAUCGGGACAGGAAUGUCGGUGGUGGUAGAGGAAGAAAAUCGAGAAGCUAUUGGACUUUUCAGAGCUCUUCUGUUGCCUGGAGUGCUUGCAGUGAGUUAG